This is a messenger RNA of Histoplasma capsulatum G186AR, 1212 nucleotides long. RefSeq names its product peptidase family T4. Gene Ontology annotation, molecular function: aminopeptidase activity. The coding region runs from base 1 to 1212 and encodes 403 amino acids. Lineage: Eukaryota; Fungi; Ascomycota; Eurotiomycetes; Onygenales; Ajellomycetaceae. The record is from RefSeq and is a predicted model, not a curated record. The transcript has a single exon.
AUGGCGGCAGACACCGGGAACGAAGCCAGCUCCCGGCCCCGAAUACGCGACCUCCUCCCCACCCUCAAAAUCGGCCGGCACCCCGCGGGGCCCCUAAACUCCCUAACGGACGUCCCCGGCGUGCUCGUACACACGGAAUCCAUCAAGCUCCACCCCUCCACAAGCCCCGGCAUCCGCCACCCCAUAAACACAGGCGUUACAACCAUCCUCCCCCGCCGCGACUGGUUCGACUGGGCCUGCUACGCGGGGUACUUCCGCUUCAAUGGCUCCGGUGAAAUGACCGGCUCGCACUGGCUGGACGAAACGGGUCUGCUCAACUCGCCCAUCAUCAUCACCAACUCCUUCUCCGUGGGUGCGUGUUACAGCGGCGUCUACGAGUAUGCGGUUCGUGAGUAUGCUAAUAAGCGGACCGGGCUGGUGGAUUGGUUUCUCCUGCCGGUCAUCGCGGAGACGUGCGAUUCUCACCUGAACGAUAUUGGGGCUAUGGCUGUUACGCCGGAGAUGGUGGUCAAGGGGAUUGAGCGGGCCCGGGGUGGGGAGAGAGUUCCCGAGGGGAAUACUGGGGGUGGGACGGGGAUGUGUUGCCAUGGCUACAAGGGGGGUACGGGGAGUGCGAGUCGAGUUAUCGAAGGGAAGGAGUUUGGGGUUGGGGUGCAGUACACAGUUGCUGCGCUCGUACAGGCGAAUUAUGGGAAGAAGCGCGACUUGCGGAUCGGCGGAGUGCCGCUUGGGAGGAUCAUUGAGGAGCGGGAGGCAGAGGCGGCUAUAUCAGCGGGCUCACACGAGGCUGCAAAGGAGGAAGAAGAGAGAAAAAGCCCGAUGAAAGAUGGUAGCAUCAUUGUCGUCCUCGCCACGGAUGCGCCCCUACAUCCCACACAGCUCCAACGCCUAGCCAAGCGAGCGACAGUGGGUCUGUCGCGCGUGGGCGGUUGGGGAGCCAAUAGCUCUGGAGACAUCUUCAUCGCCUUCAGCACGGCAGAGAAGAUUGCUCGUGACCCUUCUACGUCCAGCUGGGCGGUCGCUGUGGAGCAAAAAGUGAGCGUUGUACAAGAUGUGUCUAUCAAUGCGCUCUUUGAGGGAGCGGCGGAUGCGACGGAGGAGGCGAUCUAUAAUGCGCUGGUGGGCGCGGAGGAUAUGGAGGGGCCUGGGGAGAUGAAAGUUAAGGCGUUGGAUCAUGAAGUGCUCAGGGAAGUUGUGGGGAAGUAUCUUUAG